GAAGCGGCGCAGCAAUGGCGGCGGUGGCGGCGCCGCGGGCCCCUCCGGCCGCGCCGCUGCUCGAGGCGCUCUCGGCGCUCUCGGCGCUGCCCCCGCACCGCGGGGCCCUCCCGGGCAUCGUGCGGGGCCUUCGCGACAGCGCCGGGACCCAGGCCGCUCUCGGGGGUCUCCUCGGUGUCACCAACGCCCGCCUGGGCUCCAUGAAGACGCGCUUCGAGGGGCUGUGCCUGCUGUCGCUAUUGGUCAGCGAGAGCCCCAGCGAGGCCUUCCAGCAGCACUGCCUGGGCUGGCUCCGCCUCCUGCAGCACCUGCUCCAGUCGCAGGACCCCCCUCCCACGGUGGCCCUGGGGGUCUCGGUGCUGCGGGAGCUGCUCCGUUUCUCGGCUCAGCUGCCGGAGCUGGCGCGGGACAUCGGCACCAACCACAUCCCGGGGAUCCUCACCUCCCUGCUGGCCCUGCGGCCCGAGUGCGAGCUCUCCACGCUGGAGGGGAUCAAAUCCUGCCUGAGCUUCUACCCCGGUGCCUGCGGCUCCAUGCGGGGCAAGCUGGCCGCGCAUUUCCUGUCCCGCAUUGACAGCGACAGCCCCCGGCUGCAGCAGCUGGCGUGUGAGUGCUACGCGCUGCUGCCGGCGCUGGGCCGCGGUUUCUCGCAGGGCCUGCGGCACACGGAGUGCUGGCAGCAGCAGCUGCAGGGGGUGCUGGCGACGCUGCACGGCCUGCUGGGGGCGCUCUUCGAGGGCUGCGAGACCGACCCGCUGCCCUACGAGGGCCCCGGGGUGGAGCUGCUGCUGCCCCCGCCCCAGGACGACGCCGGGGGGAUCCUGACCCUGCACUCGAGGUUCUCGGGGCUCUGCCGCGUCCUCAGGCUGCUCCUCAGGUACCAAAAUCCCCCAAAUUCACCCCAAAAUCACCAAAACCCCAAAAUCCUGAAAUCCCCAUCAAAAUCCACCCAAAAAUGCCCAAAAUCUCCCAAAAAUCACCUCAAAAUUCACCUUGGAGUGUCCUGA
Molecule: messenger RNA, 1007 nt
Organism: Zonotrichia leucophrys gambelii
Lineage: Eukaryota; Metazoa; Chordata; Aves; Passeriformes; Passerellidae
Gene: PELP1
Product: proline, glutamate and leucine rich protein 1
Exons: 8
Coding region: 15-1007 (330 amino acids)
Biological process (GO): rRNA processing
Cellular component (GO): nucleus
Source: RefSeq, a predicted model, not a curated record